Messenger RNA from Panthera uncia (snow leopard), 1029 nucleotides. It is a transcript of the gene FGF6, whose product is annotated as fibroblast growth factor 6. NCBI's taxonomy places the organism in Eukaryota, Metazoa, Chordata, Mammalia, Carnivora, Felidae. The record is from RefSeq and is a predicted model, not a curated record. Gene Ontology annotation, cellular component: cytoplasm. Gene Ontology annotation, molecular function: fibroblast growth factor receptor binding; growth factor activity. Gene Ontology annotation, biological process: positive regulation of protein phosphorylation; regulation of cell migration; cell differentiation. Bases 23 to 649 code for a protein of 208 amino acids. The transcript is spliced from 3 exons.
ACGUGCCUGAGAGGCAAGGUGGAUGGCCCUGGGACAGAGGCUGUUCAUCACUAUGUCCCGGGGAGCAGGACGUCUUCAGGGCACGCUGUGGGCUCUUGUCUUCCUAGGCGUCCUAGUGGGCAUGGUGGUGCCCUCGCCUGCAGGCACCCGCACCAACAGCACGCUGCUGGACUCCAGGGGCUGGGGCACCCUGCUGUCAAGGUCUCGAGCUGGGCUAGCUGGAGAGAUUGCCGGAGUGAAUUGGGAGAGUGGCUACUUGGUGGGGAUCAAGCGGCAGAGGAGGCUCUACUGCAACGUGGGCAUCGGCUUUCACCUCCAGGUGCCCCCCGACGGCCGGAUCAGCGGGACCCACGAGGAGAACCCCUACAGCCUGCUGGAGAUUUCCACAGUGGAGCGGGGUGUGGUGAGUCUCUUUGGAGUGAAGAGUGCCCUCUUCGUUGCCAUGAACAGUAAAGGGAGAUUAUACACAACGCCCAGCUUCCAAGAGGAAUGCAAGUUCAGAGAAACCCUCCUGCCCAACAAUUACAAUGCCUACGAGUCAGACCUGUACCGAGGGACCUACAUCGCACUGAGCAAAUAUGGACGGGUAAAGCGGGGCAGCAAAGUGUCCCCGAUCAUGACUGUCACUCACUUCCUCCCCAGGAUAUAAGGACCCUCAAAGAAGGCUCACAGAUUGAAAGCAACAUCUUUUGUUUUGGAAUUUUGCACAAAUGAACAAUUCCCCUUACCUCCCACCCCCCAUGACUCCUCAGUCAGGCUUUUCCUGUACUUGGGGAGACCUGAGUUGGUUCCCUGGGUGACCGGACCGCAUGGUAUGUAACCAACCCAAGAGAGAGGUUGCGACCAACAUCCUAGAAUGGCAAUGGAUGCAUGCUGUGACCUCAGCUGAGGAAAGAAGGUACAUGUGGCAUAUGACCACGUGCACAGGAAAAGGCCAGGGUGGGAGUAUUCGUGUGUGUUGAUGUAUAUCCAUACAUCUUCAUGUAGAUGGUCUGAGAAAAGGCAUUGCAGAGCAUUGGGUUUCUUUCU